Thunnus maccoyii (southern bluefin tuna) is the source of this 936-nucleotide messenger RNA. RefSeq names its product olfactory receptor 24-like. Gene Ontology annotation, biological process: G protein-coupled receptor signaling pathway. Bases 1 to 936 code for a protein of 311 amino acids. Gene Ontology annotation, cellular component: membrane. The record is from RefSeq and is a predicted model, not a curated record. Lineage: Eukaryota; Metazoa; Chordata; Actinopteri; Scombriformes; Scombridae. The transcript has a single exon. Gene Ontology annotation, molecular function: olfactory receptor activity; G protein-coupled receptor activity.
AUGGAAAAUGACACUUUUAUGUCUCACUUUGACCUCACCCUGUAUGUGAACAUAGGCUAUUACCGCUAUCCAGCCUUUGUACUGUGCUUCCUACUGUUUGCCUUUAUUGUUACUGCUAAUCUUGUUAUAAUACUGAUAAUAUCACGGGAGAGAACUCUGCAUGAGCCCAUGUAUAUAUUUAUUGCUUGUUUGUCUUUCAACUCUCUGUAUGGUUCAACUGGUUUCUUCCCCAGAUUCCUCAUGGAUCUUCUGUCUGACUCUCAUUUGAUCUCACGUCCUGCUUGUUUCACUCAGAUCUAUGUUAUUUACACAUAUGCUUCCAAUGAAAUGACCAUCCUGGGCAUUAUGGCAUACGAUAGGUAUGUUGCUGUAUGUCAUCCUUUACACUAUCACAACAAGGUGACCCCUAGAGCAGCCUAUGUCUUGGCAGCCUUAGCUUGGAUCUGCCCAGCCUUUACUGUUGGAACAUGUCUGUAUUUGGCCAUCAGGCUUCCUUUGUGCGGCAACGAGAUCCUGAAAGUGUACUGUGCCAUAUGGAAUAUUGCUAAGCUGUCAUGUGUUACCACUUCCAUCAACAACAUUACUGGAUUGUUUGUCGCCACAAUUACAGUCUUUCUGCCGCUGACCUAUGUGUUGUAUACUUACUUUCGAAUUUUGCUUGUGUGCAGGAAAAGCUCAUCCGAAUGCAAGAGCAAAGUGCUCCAAACCUGCUUGCCACACACUAUUUCAUUUGUUAGUUAUUCUAUCACUGCAUUUUGUGAUAUCGCCCUAAGUCGUAUUAAUGUUGAAAAGCUAAACCCUUUUUUUGCUGCGAUUUUAUCAUUGAAGUUUGUCAUGAUUCCUCCAGUUCUGAACCCUCUUGUUUAUGGCCUGAAGUUACCAGAAAUUAGGAGACACAUUUUCAGGAUGCUGUCGUGGUUAAAAACCACCUCUUGA